This is a messenger RNA of Suillus paluster, 789 nucleotides long. RefSeq names its product cytochrome P450. The record is from RefSeq and is a predicted model, not a curated record. Lineage: Eukaryota; Fungi; Basidiomycota; Agaricomycetes; Boletales; Suillaceae. Gene Ontology annotation, molecular function: heme binding; monooxygenase activity; iron ion binding. Bases 61 to 789 code for a protein of 242 amino acids. The transcript has 7 exons.
ACAUAUGGCAAGUAGACCCCCACCAUCACAGAUGCCCCCAAGAUUAUUGUCAUCCACAAAAUGCUCGUGCGACCUGCUACCCCGAUAUUAAAAUAUGUUCCGGGAUAUGUAACCGAGUUGGAGCAGUGGAGAAGGGAAGAGAGUCAGCUCUUCCAUGACCAGCUUGAUCAUGUUUCGAGAGAUUUGGUGACUGGUAAAGCUGGCCCCUCGUUUACUUGUUAUCUUCUUGAGAACCAGUCUUCGCACAAGCUCUCGGACGAAGAAAUGGCUUAUCUCGCUGGAUCUCUCUUUGGCGCCGGUUCGGACACGACUGCUGUUGCAAUUAUGGUUCUCGUCAUGGCUUCUGCAUGCUAUUCCAAGGCGCAGGAGAAAGUACAAGAAGAACUGGGCGUCGUCAUUGGUCGUGACAGAGCUCCCACAUUCGACGACUACAACUCCCUCCCACAAAUUGAAGCGUUCAUGCAGGAGUGUCUUCGCUGGAGACCCGUGAUGACUCUUGGAUUCGCACACCGUGCACUGACUGAUAUCCCAUACAAUGGUGCUAUCGUCUUUGGCAAUCACUGGGCAAUCUCCUGUGACCCAAGCGUCUACCCCAACCCUGACCAGUUCGAUCCUCAGAGGUGGCUCAACACUGACGGCAAAAUCUGGGACAAUCUCAAGAUCCCCUCAUUCAGGUUUGGACGCAGAAUCUGCCCAGGACAACAUAUAGCAAACCGCUCGAUCUUCGUCAAUGCUGCGCUCCGCUUGUGGUCUUUCAAGAUCACGCAGGACCCUGAGAACCCUGAUUGA